Messenger RNA from Lontra canadensis (Northern American river otter), 938 nucleotides. RefSeq names its product nescient helix-loop-helix 2 (gene NHLH2). NCBI's taxonomy places the organism in Eukaryota, Metazoa, Chordata, Mammalia, Carnivora, Mustelidae. Gene Ontology annotation, biological process: regulation of transcription by RNA polymerase II. The transcript is spliced from 3 exons. Gene Ontology annotation, molecular function: DNA-binding transcription factor activity, RNA polymerase II-specific; RNA polymerase II cis-regulatory region sequence-specific DNA binding; protein dimerization activity. The coding region runs from base 486 to 893 and encodes 135 amino acids. The record is from RefSeq and is a predicted model, not a curated record.
GCCACACACGCAUCUCUGCCUCUUUGCUCUGGCUUUCCCACCCUCUCCCGUCUUUCUCCGCUUCCCUGUCACUGUUACUCCGGGAGACGUUCACUUUCCACCAACCUUCUCCAAGCGUCUCCAAGCCAGACUAUACAUAUUUUGCUGUAAGAGACCUAGAAGAGGAAAAAAGGCACAAGACUUUUCAACACCUCACUUAAAAAAAAUCAACACGAAUUUCCCGAAAUGUUUGAGAACAAUUAAAAGGAAAAGGCGUUUUUGGUCUAUCAACUAAGUGAACAGUCAUUUAUAUCGUCCACAUCCUGAGAUAUUAUCUACCCUCGCUGUGGACACCAGCGAGAUGACAGCUGCUUUUUCAUAUUCGAAUGUAAUAAAUAUUUGCUGCUUUUAAUAUAUUUCGGAAUUUCUCCCCUCUAUUCUUUGGAAUUUGUAACUCUAAAAGAUUGGAGAAAAGAUUACCGAAAAGGCUUUCACAAGCCUCCAAAAUGAUGCUGAGUCCGGACCAGGCCGCCGACUCGGACCACCCCAGCUCGGCGCACUCGGACCCGGAAUCUUUGGGCGGCGCGGACGCCAAGGUGCUGGGCAGCGUGUCGGACCUGGAGCCCGUAGAGGAGGCCGAGGGCGACGGCAAGGGCGGCAGCCGGGCCGCGCUCUACCCGCACCCGCCACAGCUGAGCCGAGAGGAGAAGCGCCGCCGCCGGCGCGCCACCGCCAAGUACCGCUCGGCUCACGCCACCCGCGAGCGCAUCCGCGUGGAGGCCUUCAACUUGGCCUUCGCCGAGCUCCGCAAACUGCUGCCCACGCUGCCCCCGGACAAGAAGCUCUCCAAGAUCGAGAUCCUGCGCCUGGCCAUCUGCUACAUCUCCUAUCUCAACCACGUCCUGGACGUGUAGAGCCUGGGGCGCGGCGGGAGGCCGCCGGUCCGGAAGCUGGGGCAG